This is a messenger RNA of Cryptococcus deneoformans JEC21, 2109 nucleotides long. Its product is annotated as septin ring protein, putative. The record is from RefSeq and is a predicted model, not a curated record. Gene Ontology annotation, molecular function: GTPase activity; GTP binding; molecular adaptor activity. The transcript is spliced from 5 exons. Gene Ontology annotation, cellular component: septin ring; septin complex; microtubule cytoskeleton. Lineage: Eukaryota; Fungi; Basidiomycota; Tremellomycetes; Tremellales; Cryptococcaceae. The coding region runs from base 199 to 1983 and encodes 594 amino acids. Gene Ontology annotation, biological process: cytoskeleton-dependent cytokinesis.
AUGCAUACGACCUUUGUUCCGUGAGUGGUGGACACUGGAUACUGCCUUGUUUGAUUUCCAUCGGAAGCGAGCUUGGGCCAUGUGUUGUUGUGUGCAGUUAAGCAAGUGCCUUCCACUCCGCCGUUUCAUAUAGAUAUCCAAUAUAAAACCAUCUAUUCAUCACCCUAUUUCCCUACUAACCUCCAAUCCAUCCUCAAAAUGCCCUCCUCGUUCCUCCGCAAAAAAUUACGACAGACCUCCUCGGCACAGCAGCAGCCGCCUAUAAGAAACCCACAUAACACCACCGUCCGGCACUCAUUGUCGUUACCAGACUUGACAACCCCGCUGCUAGACCCGUCGUCCUGGGAAGAAGUCCCACCGUUUACUUUUACUUUUCCCGCUGUGCAUACGCCCGACUCCAAAUCUGAUCCGAGUUCUAUCAAACGGGCUUCAAAAGGAGGAGGGGGGGUUGGUAUGGUUUUUUGUCGCUCACCGAAAGAACAACGCCAACAAGACCAGCAAGGAUUGGACACGACGCGUCCGAGCGCGAGAGCGAUUGGGGUUGGAACUGGGAAUACGACCCAAACUCGGAACCGAACCCCAUCCCUCAUCGAGAACGAAGUCCAGUUUCACAGACCGUUCACGCCAAAGAUGGUGGUGAACCCGUUCCCCGGUGGAUGGAAUGUUGGGGAUUUCAGGGAGAGCGAUGCGGUUUGGGAUAGACGGGGCGUGUCCGCAGGAGUGGGGAUGGGGACGAGAGGGAGCAUGCUGAAUGCAAUUUCGAGAAGGAAGACGAGGAAAAAAGGGGCGGCGGAGAAGAUGAAUAUUGUUGUUGCCGGUGGGAAAGGUGUUGGGAAAACAAGUUUUAUCAACUUUUUGAUCAACUCUCUCCCGCAACAGGGACAAGAACGCGGGCAAGAACAAACAGAAACGCAAACGCAAAACCCAAUCUCCUCCCAGUCGCAACGCCCGGCACCAACAACCAAACCAACGGCGUACACCGUCCUCUCCACCAUCUCUGACCGCCUUCUCCUCCGUUUAAUCGAUACACCCGGUCUUGAGCUCCCCCCAGGAGAAGACUGGGUAGCAGCCAAGAAGGGGGAGAGUGAGAGGAGUGUGAAGGGAUUGUUGAGUAUAGUAGAGGAGCGGUUUGAGUAUACGUUGAGGGAAGAGAGAAAGGUGAGGAGACGGGUAGGUGCGGAAGAAGGUCUGGUGCACCUUGUGAUUUAUCUGAUUGACGCAAGGGACGUAUUGUAUUCGAAAGAACCUGGAGCGAAAGAGGUUGAUUGGUCAUGCUUGGGAUUGUUUGAUGAUAAGCCGAAAUGUCAUCAAGGUGAGGAGCUAGAUUUCGAAAGGGGAUACACUUCCAGAGGCGGUUCCGAGCCUCGACUUUCGAACGUUGAGAUUGAUAUAAUUCGCCAGCUCGAAAAACGAGCCAAUGUACUGCCUGUUGUGUCGCAUACAGAUUCCUUGACGAUCGACGAACUCGAAGAUGUCAAAGCGGCGGUGAACAGGGAUUUGGCGGCUGUGUUUGCACGAACACCAGGUAAAGGGUUUGGAGUGUUCCGAACGGGGCAUGAUGAGUCUCGCCAGCGCGAUUCCAUUAGAGAGGAAGAUGAACAUCCAGAUGAUGACAACAUUGACCUGGACGUCGACGACGAUACGCAAGGAGACCACCGACCACCAACACCAGAUUCGAUUCACUUUUCCAUUUCCAGUACAUCCCUCCCUCUACCAUUCGGUAUCUUUAUUCCCGAACCCAGGGCCGGUUUCAGUAGUGACGACGAUCACAACACCCUUGAUAGUAAUGGCUUCGAAUCGUCGUUUUUACGCAAAUUCGCAUGGGGUGAAGCAUCGGCCUUAAAUCCUGCCCAUUCUGAUUUUAUUGCGUUGAUAGAAGCGGUUUUAGGUGAUUAUUCAAAAGUGUUGAGGACGAGGACGAGAGAAGUGUUGUAUGAGAGCUAUAGGACAGAGAGGUUAUUGGAGGCAAUGGCCGCGAGCUGAGAUCGAUGAGCGAGGAUUUCGAUCGGUUCUAAUCUGAGUUUGCUGUACAAUCUUGAUUUUUCAUGGUUGGGUAUAUGGGAUUGGAAUAGGUAAUGUUACUUGCUUUUGCCUGCUUGCGUCGUAGAG